UGCGAGGUCUUAAUUAUCAUUCGUAUUUGAUAAUCCCAGGCAGUCCCCACCUUCUCUCCAUUUCCAUUUUCAAUACAUUCCACUGUAAUUGCUAUCUUCGAUCAUUUAAAAAGGUAACACAAGGAACUGACAAUUCCUUCCCUCGUUAAUGGAUCCGAUUCUCGCAGCCGCGGCACUUUCAGUCGUUCUCGGGGCUGUGAUCGCGUUUGUUUUUUUCAAAAGCUACCUUCUGAAGGAAAGAUCCAAUGUCCAGGCCAUUUCGGAGCCCGAGCUUCAUUCGGAUCCCAAAAAGACCUCAAAGCCUCAGCAUGUUCCAAAAAAGUAUCAUUCGAAGCCUCAUUCUCAUGCCUCUGACAAGGAGCAAAGCAAGCGUCAUCAUCCAUUGGAUUUGAAUACUCUUAAAGGUCAUGCGGAUUCAGUUACAGGGAUGUGUUUCUCAUCUGAUGGUCGUAAUUUGGCAACUGCUUGCGCUGAUGGAGUGGUUAGGGUAUUUAAGUUGGAUGAUGCUUCAAGUAAAAGUUUCAAGUUUUUAAGAAUCAAUGUGCCUCUUGGAGGUCAUGCAGUAGCUGUGGCAUUUGCUGAUGAUUCUUCUUCUGUAGUUGUUGCAUCUCAGACUGUGACGGGGUGUUCCUUGUAUAUGUAUGGAGAGGAAAACCCAAAAAAAGGUAGUACUGACUCCAACCAGCAGUCAAAGCUUCCUCUUCCACAAGUUAAGUGGGAACAUCAUAAAAUCCAUGACAAACAAGCAAUCCUGACCUUAACUAGAGCUACUGCAAGUUAUGGAACUGGAGAUGGGAGUACCAUUAUUGCCUCUUGUUCGGAAGGUACUGAUAUCUUACUUUGGCAUGGGAGAACCGGAAAAGUUUUAGGGCAUGUUGACACUAAUCAGUUAAAAAAUACCAUGGCUACAAUAUCACCAAAUGGCCGUUUCCUUGCUGCUGCAGCCUUCACAGCUGAUGUAAAGAUAUGGGAGAUUGUAUAUGCCAAGGACGGUUCAGUCAAGGAGGUUUUGAAUGUUAUGCAGCUUAAAGGGCACAAGAGUGCAGUGACUUGGUUAUGCUUUUCUCCAAACUCAGAGCAAAUUAUUACAACAUCCAAGGAUGGUUCAAUAAGAGUUUGGAACAUCAAUGUUCGAUACCAUCUUUCUGAGGAUCCAAAAACUCUGAAGGUGUUUCCAAUACCAUUUCAUGAUUCAAGUGGUUCUGCUCUGCACUAUGAUCGUCUCAGCUUAUCCCCUGAUGGAAAGAUACUGGCAGCAACCCGUGGUCCAACAUUGCAGUGGCUAUGUUUGGAAACAGGAAAGGUGUUGGAUGCUGCUGAGAAAGCCCAUGAUGGUGAUAUCACAUGGAUUACAUGGUGUCCAAAGACUAUGCCACUAGGAAAUGAACAAGUGGUGAUUCUGGCCACGGCAAGUGUCGACAAGAAAGUGAAGUUGUGGGCAGCACCGUCAGUAACUUCGUAGUAGUAAUCAAAUCUUUACAUUGCCUGUCAAGGAUUUUCAUGAAGCCAGGCACAAUGCCAUUUAGAUAUGCUAAACAGUAGUGUCAACAACUUGAUAUGAGAGAGAGAACAUGGCAGGCUGGAAUGAAGUUAAACCCCAGAUAUAUGAAAUCUUUCAUAUGUUUUUUGCUUAAAUAGUCUUGUGUUUAUGAAAUUUUGCUUACUUUAGACAUUGACACAAGUGUGAAUUUGUUUGGUUAUUCCUUUUCUUUUUCCCCCCUGAAUAGUAUGAACUAUCGAUUUUCUUGGUUAGAAA
Messenger RNA from Gossypium raimondii (Peruvian cotton), 1756 nucleotides. RefSeq lists its product as uncharacterized. The transcript is spliced from 10 exons. Gene Ontology annotation, molecular function: protein binding. NCBI's taxonomy places the organism in Eukaryota, Viridiplantae, Streptophyta, Magnoliopsida, Malvales, Malvaceae. The record is from RefSeq and is a predicted model, not a curated record. Bases 149 to 1462 code for a protein of 437 amino acids.